Messenger RNA from Trichosurus vulpecula (common brushtail), 394 nucleotides. Its product is annotated as cytochrome b-c1 complex subunit 9. NCBI's taxonomy places the organism in Eukaryota, Metazoa, Chordata, Mammalia, Diprotodontia, Phalangeridae. Gene Ontology annotation, biological process: mitochondrial electron transport, ubiquinol to cytochrome c. The coding region runs from base 23 to 214 and encodes 63 amino acids. The transcript has 2 exons. The record is from RefSeq and is a predicted model, not a curated record.
GGCAAGGCCGGGCCGGCGAAAGAUGGCGUCCCCGUCGGUGCUCGGGCGAGUGUACUCGGUCUUCUUCCGCAGGACGUCCACCUUCGCGCUCACCAUCGCCGUGGGCGUGUUGUUCUUCGAGCGCGCCUUCGACCAGGGCGGCGACGCCAUCUACGACAGCAUCAACCACGGGAAGCUGUGGAAGCACAUCAAACACAAGUACGAGGAGGAGUAGCCGCUGCCGCCCGUCGUGAGCUCAGGCCCAGGGUCCCCAUCCUCGCUCCCGGGACAGCCGCUCUCGAGGAGAGAAGGCCCAGUCAGACGCUGCGCGGGACGCGGGCAUGGCAUCGUCACCUCGCUUCUGCUCCCUCUGUCCCGAGAACCUGCAAAUAAAUAGGAUGUGAAUUAUCUGUGA